AUGCCGGAAUACCGCCGCAAGCUGCAAGCUCUAGACUUCAGCGGCAACGAGGAAUUCGCAGUCCGUACCAAACAACCAUGGCCGGCAGGUCCGGUUUACUCCAUGGCCGUCCUGAUAGCUUUCACGUCUGCCGCCGGCGUCUCUGACCACUCUCCUUCACUGAACCGGAACCAACGCGACCUGGAUGGGGAACACCAUGAGCAAAGGACCGUCCUGUCACAAACUUUAUCGCCUGCAUCGGGCGAGACUUCCCGAUUGGAAAUGGUCUUCGAUCACUUAAUGGAGAUAUUUGUGGCCACUCGAGGUACGCGUGUCAUAGUCAGAGCUGGACUCGACACGGGGGCCUUUCAAACGACAGCGUAUCGUCAUCUGAUCACCACCUCCACCGUCGCAAGCCAAUUUCCGCUCUGGUCUACUUCUCCGACAAUUUCGCAGUGGUACAAAACUCUCCGAACACAAUGUCUGGAAGAAUUAGUUGGUGACGGCACAGUCGAGAGAUCUGAGGCUGAUAUCUGUGCCGCUGCAAUUACCUGCUUGGAAGAGGUUCAUGACGGCGCUGCUCGACUGUUGGAGGCCAAGAAAGAACGAUUAUGGCAAUCUAGACGUGACAACAAAUCGCUUCGGUAUGAUUUUGUUUGGUUAAUGAAGUGGACAGCAAUGGUGUCACAGGAGUUUGUCGCCCUGUUGCAUGAAAGGAAUACUGCGGCUCUAGUGGUUCUUGCACAGUUCAUUGCCACUUGCGAGUCAAUCGAGCACCAGUGGUAUUUAGAGAAGUGGGCGAAGAACGCGAUGGAUGCGGUCAGGCAUCUACUUGGCUCAAGCAAUGCCAAUGCCAAUGCAUGGGUUGAUAAGAUUGGCGUUCCUACCCCUAUUUCGUAUCCGAAAGCUCCAGUACUUGAGGAUUCCCAGAAUCUUACAAGUGUCCCAUUCACCGGCGAAGCAGCUGAAUGCAAGCCAUUAUCGGCCCCUUUCAUCUGGCUUCCGGAAGCGUCAUCGCUGCAUAGCGAUGGCGGCAAUUCCGGCGGUCAGGACUUUCCCGGACCGCGCGGUGUAAAGACACGCACCAGCGCAAAAGCCCAGCCUGCCUUCGUCUUCCUCUGGGGCCAAGACAAUCAACUGACGUCGGGCUACAUCAAUACAACCACCUUGAAGUACGGACUGGUGGCACUGGAUCCGGAUUCGAUGGACGUACUUGCGGCGUGGUACCCAGAAGAUGACAACCAAGCGCUGAACAUCCCAUACAUGGAGUACAUUGUCAAAACGAACGACGUUCUAGUCAGUUCGGCCCAGGGCAUGAUCUGGGUCGUGCAUCGUGAUACUUGCCAGGGACGCCCUUACUUUAAAACCACGCGUACCGUUGAUCUGCGCCCUCAACUGCAAGAAGGUGAUCAGUUGCUCAACGCCAUGUUUGACAUCGAGAAGAAUAUCUGGUUCACUACUGGUGCAGUGCAGCUCGACACCAGCGCCAACGGUACGUUGGCCAACUCAACCACAUAUGGCUACAUCACGCCUAGCAACAAAGUACACAAAGCUCAGCUUGAUGGCGAAACGGUCGAGAAUGGAAUAGCUGUGGCAGGCACCGACGUUUACAUGGUCACAAGCCCGUCUGGCAAAUUCAAUACACCUAAUGCGCCGGGCUACAUGUAUUCGCUGACGACUAAAAGCGGCUCUGAAGGUGGGAUUAGCACACGUUGGCGAGUCCCCUAUUCCGCAGGUGAACGAACCGAACUUGACCCCAACACGGCUAUUUCGGCGCGCGGCUCCGGUGCGACGCCUGCGUUGAUUGCCGAUAAGUAUGUGGCCAUCACCGACAACGAUACUCCUCGCCUGCAUCUCAAUGUGUACCAUCAAGCGCCACAGGCGGAAAGUAGCGCUCAACUCUUGUGUCAGGUGCCGUUGUUUAUGGACAACAAGGGCUCGGUGCAGAACAGCGUGCUAGCUCAUUAUGAUACCCAGCAAAAACAGUCCGGAAUCAUGAUACUCAACUCGUACGGCGGGCCAGCAUUUUUCACCGGCCAGGACGGACAGGACAUGAAUGGCAAGUUCAACAACAUGAGAGGUAUGGCCGGCGGAAUUACGCGCGUCGAUGUCGACGAGCACGGCAACUGUUCGGUGCGCUGGACCAAAGAUACCAAGUCCAAGGGCGUGUCUGUGCUCUCCACCAACAACGGGCUGGUCUACCACUAUGUCCAGGACGACCAGCGUGCUAUGACGGAUGACGAGUACGUGUGGUAUCUCAUGGGCCGCUCCUGGGUCACGGGCGAAGAAAAGUUCAAGGUGCACGCUGGCAGCGGUGGCGCUUUCAACGACAAUUGGAACAGCGGCGCCUUGGGCCCCUGUGGAACCUUUUAUCAGUCCGUUUCCGGAGGCAUCGUGGCUUUCAAAGACGGAGGUGAUAGUAGUUGUUAG
This is a messenger RNA of Colletotrichum costaricense, 2409 nucleotides long. RefSeq lists its product as uncharacterized. The record is from RefSeq and is a predicted model, not a curated record. The transcript is spliced from 2 exons. Gene Ontology annotation, molecular function: DNA-binding transcription activator activity, RNA polymerase II-specific. Bases 1 to 2409 code for a protein of 802 amino acids. NCBI's taxonomy places the organism in Eukaryota, Fungi, Ascomycota, Sordariomycetes, Glomerellales, Glomerellaceae. Gene Ontology annotation, biological process: regulation of transcription by RNA polymerase II.